Messenger RNA from Enterobius vermicularis (human pinworm), 1983 nucleotides. Lineage: Eukaryota; Metazoa; Nematoda; Chromadorea; Rhabditida; Oxyuridae. The record is from the annotation of a GenBank genome assembly.
AUGUCGGUCGACGGAAGUAACACUAAUGAAAGCUUAGAACAACAUGACUUGCUAGACGAAGUUUUUGGAGCUGAGAUCCACUUACCUGAGGUCAAAGGAAAAGCAAUUACUCAGACCGAAAAAAGCGAUGAAGAUGAAAGCCAGUCAUCCGAAGAUGAAGAUGAAAGGCGGAAAAACGUGAGAGGCGAAGACGAAGAGCUGGAAAAAGAGUCUUCAAAAGGAGAAUCAAGAGAGUCCUUGAAAUCAGAGUCCAGCAGCGAAGUUGAAGAUUCAAGCCGCCACGAUGAAUCAGAUGUGGAAAAAGAUGAAGAAGAAGGAGAGUAUGAUGAAGAAAAAACGAAGAAGACGGACAAAAUCGCCCCUUCCAGAAAUCCUGAGAACGAGCAGUCAUUUGUCGAAAUGGAACAAAAACAAUUAGAUACCAACGAGCAGAAGAGUUCAGAGGAUGAAGAAGAGCCAAGUCAGUACGUGGAAGAAGAUGUUGACAUGGACCAAGUAUUUGGAGCUAGCUCUUCUCAAACUGUCGGAAGCAGAGUGCAAUACAAUUUCGAAGCCGAAGCAGAAAGUCCUUUCCAGAUGGAAGAAACAGAACCGCCGAAACAAGAGCAAAAAGCUGAAGCCUUUCUUGACUACGAUCGAAAACGGGCAGAAGAAGUAAUGGAAGAAACAAUUUCUGAACCCAAUUUUGACAUUGAAGUGGCUUCGAGCGACUACGAUCACGAUAUGGAAAAUUUUGAUCAACAAGCUGGCCUUCAGUCAUCAGGAGUCCACACUAGUGAAACUGAGAAGAGCGAAGGCACAGAUACUGGCGAGCAAAAGCAAGUGCUUUUCUCAGAACUGCCAAUGGACUCGGAAAAUCGCUGGAAUCAAGAAGAACGGCAGGAACCAGAUUUUUACGAUAACAAUGUCCCAGAGGCUGAAGAGAGCGAAGACAAAAGUGAAGCCCACAUAAAGUUUAAAGACAGCCAUGUUAGUGUGCCAAUCGAUACCUUUGAUCAUUCCAGUGCAGAUAAAGCGAUAUCUGCCGCCCCAGGAGUUCGUAAUCUGAAAAGCAUUUUUGAGUCAAAAAAAAGUUCACCUUCGCCACCUAAAACUGAACACCCUCCUGUGCGAUACGAUGACCUCUAUGCAGAGGAAGAGAGACUCGAGUCACGCCCUUCGUACAUUCAAAGCGAGCGUAGGGAAGAGCAAAACGUGGGGCAGAAAGUAGAAUACGUGGAAUCUGUGAAAGAACAACGUUUUGUGCCUAACGUUGAAGUGGAAGAGCAAAAACCAGUUGGUGAAUUACUGAACAUGUUUGGGGGACGAAAAAAACCUUCACCGAGGAAGGAAGUUGCAAAGCAACUUAAAAACCAAGUCCCUUAUUCAAAAGCCGCAGUCACCCCAGCGGCACGGAGCUAUACAUCAAGCGAAGCACCUGAAAAAGGAUCUGUUCCGAAAUGUAGAGUUCAUUCUCUUUUAGAACCUUCGAAAUUAGAAACGUCUCCAAACCAAGGGGACAAUUCCGCUGCCAGAAAAUCCCCCCUCAAGAAAUCACCAAUUUUCACAAGCAAAGACCAGUUCCAGUCUCUCAGAGUAGUCAAAAAUGUUCGACAGUUUGUAAAAAUUUGGGGCAAUGCGUAUUCACCAGAUGGACCCCACCCGAUGUCGCCCGUAGAUCGUGAUAAAGAAUUAGACUAUAUGAUUCAAGAAAAACCUCACCAAGACAAUUCUCAUUCUGUUCCUAAGGGAGAAAAGCAAGAACGUAGCCAGAACUACUCCGAGGAACUCCAUUCUCCUGCAGCAAAGACUGAAGAAACAGUGGGAAACCACACUGUGUCUUCAAGGGACAAGGUCAAAGAAGAGUCGAUUGAAAAUUUGCCUGUCUCUCAGAGAAGGAUGAUGUGGGAACGACGUCGUCCGCGCAAGAUGUCAAAUAGUCCACAAAUCAAGCUUCAACAUAACGGACAACAAGUUUCUGAGGUUUUUAUGCUUGUCUUUUAA